GCAAAGAUUCCACCGGAGCGAGGAGACACUUUCCUUCCCUGGUGUGUUGAAUUCAAGCAGGCGUCGCUCUUGUCUAAAAACUCAAAAGUGGACAUCAGAGUGACAAGAGUGUGGAGGCGGGAGGAGGGCAGACAGAUGGAUGAGGAGGAACGGCGGCGAGCUGACAUUAACUCAUUUAACGUUUGUCUGUUUAAUAAGCUCCGCUGAAGCAAAGACCACACUGUUUCUAUGGCGACGUCCCGCUGCUUGACGAGGACCAUGGAUGUAAACAAAUGCCUCUGCUUACUUCUCUUCAAUCUAUGUACUACAGUGUUUUGCUAUGCUGGACCGCGGGCCCAUGCCGAGGAGAAGCUGCUCCAGGAUCUGUUUGUGCGCUACAACAAACUCUCUCGGCCAGUGGAAAACUCGUCAGAUACAGUUCUGGUCCACUUUGGACUGUCCAUCGCUCAGCUCAUAGAUGUGGAUGAGAAGAACCAGAUGAUGACCACAAACGUCUGGGUCAAGCAGGAAUGGAAUGAUUACAAGCUGCGCUGGAAUCCGGAGGAAUACGAUAAUGUCACCUCCAUCCGUAUCCCCUCAGAGAUCAUCUGGAGGCCCGACAUUGUCCUUUACAACAACGCUGAUGGCGACUUUGCCGUGACCCACCUCACCAAGGCCCACCUGUUCCACGACGGGCGCAUCAAGUGGAUGCCCCCGGCCAUUUACAAGUCUUCGUGCAGCAUCGACGUCACCUUUUUCCCCUUCGACCAACAAAGCUGCAAAAUGAAGUUUGGUUCGUGGACAUACGACCGAGCCAAGAUCGACCUUAUCAGCAUGGCCAGUGACGUGGAUCAAAUGGACUACUGGGAGAGCGGAGAGUGGGUGAUUGUGAAUGCGGUGGGCAAGUACAACACCAAGAAGUACGAGUGUUGUACGGAGAUCUACGCAGACAUCACGUACUACUUCAUCAUACGGAGGCUUCCGCUCUUCUACACCAUCAACCUCAUCAUCCCUUGCUUGCUUAUCUCCUGUUUGACCGUGCUGGUGUUUUAUUUGCCGUCACAGUGCGGCGAGAAGAUCACGUUGUGUAUUUCGGUUUUGCUAUCCCUCACGGUUUUUCUAUUGUUGAUCACCGAGAUCAUCCCGUCUACGUCGCUGGUGAUUCCGCUCAUCGGAGAGUACCUUCUUUUCACCAUGGUCUUUGUCACGCUGUCCAUUAUUAUCACUGUUUUUGUUUUGAACGUACACCACAGGUCACCGCAAACCCACGGAAUGCCUCACUGGGUACGAAGGGUCUUUUUGGACAUGGUUCCCCGGGUCCUGUUCAUGAAGAGACCACCCGGUACGGCGAAACAGCACUGCAAGAAGCUAAUUGAAAUGAUGCACCGUCCCACCGGGAUAUCCACAACGGGCAAUUCGGAAACCUUCUGGAUGGGCGUGGAAACAGGGUUUACUCAUAUAAGACAAGUGGAGCAAACCCUUCCGAAGACUCCAUCCGACAGUCCGAACAUCCACAUCUGCUCCCCUUCUCCGCCUUCUUCUCCUCUCAAGGAAAAAACCCCAAUUAAAGCUAACAUCUUUUCCCAGUCGCCCAUUAAACAGUAUUCCAAUCUCCAACGGGUACACAACUUGUCUUCUUCUCAGUUGUCGUUACCCCCGACUUUGCCGCUGGGUCCCCUUCGCAGCCUCCCCAAGGAAGACGCUAACACACUCUCCCCGAACGGACGCUCCCACAGCGUGGAGCAAAUGAGCGACCACCAGAGGGAGUUUCCUUUGAAAGCGGAGCAACGGUGUCGAUCGGGAAGCUUCCGCUACUGUUGCCUGCACAACGAAGGACCGGCGGACAACUGGACCGGGUCUACGGACCGAACCAAGCAAAAAACCCAGACAAACUGCCUCAAAGAAGAGUCCACGAAACAAGAGGCGGUGAUUCCGUCCAUCUCGCCGGCUGUCCAACGAGCCAUUGAGGGAGUUCAGUACAUCGCCGAUCAUCUCAGGGCGGAGGACGAUGACUUCUCGGUGAAAGAAGACUGGAAGUAUGUCGCCAUGGUCAUCGACAGGAUAUUCCUCUGGAUGUUUGUACUGGUGUGUAUACUGGGAUCAGUGGGACUCUUUCUUCCGCCUUGGCUGGCUGGAAUGAUCUAAAAAUAUUUCAAAGACUAUUUAACCUGUUUUUUUCAUCAGUCAAAGGAAGUACAAUAUAUUGUUUAGUUAUUGAAUUUCAUAAAGGUUACAAAGAAGAUAAAAUGUCUAUCAUUGAUUACUGGAGGCACGUAAAUAUUUUAUGAGCGAGAACUUCCCGCUAAUAUUUCCAUCUGACAUUCUGACACCUUCACAUGUAGGACGCAAAACUCCUAACCAAGGCUUCAAUUUCGAUGUUGCAUAUUUUUGCGUUGAGUUUUGUGCAUUACUCAAUGGGAUAUUAAAGAAAUGUCAAAAAUAACCAUAAGUGAUUGUUCAGCUUGAUGAUUAGUGGAAUUCUGUUGUUAUGUUUAGUCGUGUCUUGAAGAAACUGAGGUAAAAUGGAGUGCAGUACUUAGAUGCAACCAGAAGAGGCACUGUUGGCUUACCUAAAGACAAAAAAGUGUUGCAAGCAAGAAUUCAAAACAUUCAGAUUAACUAAACUAAACUAAACUAAACUAAACUAAACUAAACUAAACUAAACUAAACUAAACUAAACUAAACUAAA
Molecule: messenger RNA, 2668 nt
Organism: Doryrhamphus excisus (bluestripe pipefish)
Lineage: Eukaryota; Metazoa; Chordata; Actinopteri; Syngnathiformes; Syngnathidae
Gene: chrna4b
Product: cholinergic receptor, nicotinic, alpha 4b
Biological process (GO): monoatomic ion transmembrane transport
Cellular component (GO): postsynaptic membrane
Molecular function (GO): transmembrane signaling receptor activity; acetylcholine-gated monoatomic cation-selective channel activity
Source: RefSeq, a predicted model, not a curated record